UCUCCAUGAGCUGAUGUUUCCUUUAUGGUUCCCCUUUACUGAACGUAGUGUUUAAAUUCUCUUUGCCCUUUACUUAAAAAAAGUACUCUGUGUGUGUGAUCUGAUGUGAGAAAUAAAAAUUAAUAAUUAAUUCAAAAUUACUGCAUAAAUUUUUAGGCAGGGUAGGGUCCAAAACCAAUAUUCACUAUAAUGGCUUCAAAUAUACCAAAGCAACAGAUAUUAUCACUGUAUAAAUCCUUGAUUCGAGAAUCUGGAAAAUUUCCUAAUUACAACUUCAGAUGUUAUGCUAUUAGAAGAGUAAAAGAUUCAUUUAAAGCAAACAAAUUAUUAACGGACAUAAAGUUAGUCAGAAAAGAAGUUGACUAUGCGAAAGAAAAUCUCGAAAUGAUUAAAAGACAGGCUGUCAUUGGAGCCAUGUACAAAACAGAUAAGUUGGUUGUGGAGAAUUAGAUGAUGUGAUACAUUAUAAGCUGUCACAUCAGAAGUAAACUAGCCCUUAGCAUGGCGAACCAUCUGUACGAUGCAUUUAUGAAAUUUUUUGUGCUGAACAUUAUAUUGCAAUUAGUAUUCGAAUGAAUUUUUUUUAUGACAGAGGAGGACAAAGUGAGACAUUUAAGAAGGUGUCAUAGGCCACAGUUUUAGAUUUAUUUUAAAUAAAUAAAAUGUAUUGAAUCUA
Molecule: messenger RNA, 676 nt
Organism: Leptidea sinapis
Lineage: Eukaryota; Metazoa; Arthropoda; Insecta; Lepidoptera; Pieridae
Gene: bcn92
Product: protein bcn92
Exons: 3
Coding region: 190-450 (86 amino acids)
Biological process (GO): iron-sulfur cluster assembly
Cellular component (GO): L-cysteine desulfurase complex; mitochondrion
Source: RefSeq, a predicted model, not a curated record